Messenger RNA from Cladophialophora immunda, 4854 nucleotides. RefSeq lists its product as uncharacterized. Bases 1080 to 4490 code for a protein of 1136 amino acids. Gene Ontology annotation, molecular function: cyclin binding; cyclin-dependent protein serine/threonine kinase activity; ATP binding. Gene Ontology annotation, cellular component: nucleus; cyclin/CDK positive transcription elongation factor complex. The transcript has 3 exons. The record is from RefSeq and is a predicted model, not a curated record. NCBI's taxonomy places the organism in Eukaryota, Fungi, Ascomycota, Eurotiomycetes, Chaetothyriales, Herpotrichiellaceae. Gene Ontology annotation, biological process: positive regulation of transcription elongation by RNA polymerase II; protein phosphorylation; transcription elongation by RNA polymerase II.
GUAGACCGUCGAGGCCAUCAAAUGUUGCGUUUGAUGCCUCAAUUCCUUCGUCUUAUUUUCUAUCCCAAGAGUUGCGUCCGACUUGAUCCUCUUUGAUUAUGCCCGGCAAUUACGAUGGUCGAUCAUCCAGGGAGCGAAUUGAUACAGGUCCCGGGCGGUCAGCAACCCAAAUCGCCUUUCCACGGGCAAAUAUGAUCCAUUUGCCGCCAUCUCUGGACCUUGAGCAUCAGAAGCCUUGGCUGCCCUCGAUAUUGGCUGCGACAAUGCCUUUGGAUAUGUAGUUUUGCUGUCGACGCUCUCCCUCUGAACUCGCUGUUUCCUAAGAAGGCAUCCGCACCACCCGGAGACCGAAUCCCGCCGCCGAAUACAGAUAUCGCAUUGCGUUACGAACCAUGGUCAAGUCCGCCUUACCCUGUGUUCGACAAUCAUGAACGAUUUUGUCAACCAACAAUGCAAAAUGUUGUGGUUAAAGGUCAACCAAUGCCCAAAUACGUGCGAGCUAACGAGACAGAUCUGUCAUUCUUACGGUCCUCCAUACUGCUUCAACAACCCCUCGGUCAAAAUGUCCUCGAGAAACAACUACCUUAUUGCUGACUCUAUGUCCGCCAGCGAGCACACUAACAUCUAGGACUCAUCAAUGUCGUUGCCAUGUGAACAGAUGUUGCUGCCUUUCUGUGGCCAAUGUCUGGUUUUACGAGAGCAUAAAUGCCGGGAGAGGCGGUGGACGUCAAUGACGGUUGGAGGAGAGGUUACUCAACGCGUGUUUUCCACAGGCAGUUGAACGGCAAAGUGCAAGCGCGUCAAGGCACUGACUGAUAUCUUCUGCCUAUUGUUGGAGGCGCCGAGAAAAAGAAUCCACGUAGAUAGAUUGUCGCGUUUUGUGCUGUCACUCUGAAGUGCAGCUGACGCUCGACUUUUUGAUCCCCGCCGCCUUUGAAUCGCCGCCAACAAAGCGGAGCGCUGCGACUGAGACUGAGAUUGCACUGUUGAUGCAGCUCUCACGACAAAGACAACCCCGGCGAAAUGUAGUUUGAGUGGUAGACCGCGGCCAUUUAUCACUGCUGGAGUCAUUCAGAGUGAUGAGCAAAAAAAACGGUAAAGGAAGGGCAGAGGAGCAGCUGAUGCAGCAUGACGGAGCUGGUGAGAUGGUGAGCGAGACGAAGAGGGCGACGGAACGGAGCGAGUGGGAGCCUGGACCAGGAGCAGGACUCACCCAACAUCCGAAUCCUCUGCCUCGCGAGCACCACCACUACGACCAUUACUCUCCCCCAAACCCUCGAAUCUCCCCGUCCUCCAUCUUCGCAAAUGCCGCCCCGCAUUACAUGGCGAGGUCUCGAAGGAGCCCAUCAAUGAAGAAUCGCUGGCGAGGCGAAGAGGAUCCGCGCCACAGACAUCCACAUCACCGGCCGCGGGACAGAGACGCAACUCGAGAAGGCGGUCCACCUCAUUCACCACAUUCUGGUCGCCCAGCAGGAGAACCUUCAGUGUCGUUGGACCAAGGGCAACGCCCUGAUCGCCCACCUCGUGAACCGCGUUGGAAGCGGCAAUUUUCGAGAGACGGAGACCCCAGGAAAUUGCAUGGUAGAAAGUCUUCCAUUUCGCCUCCCCGUCGUUUCUCAAAAAACAAGCAGCAUCAUCGUCCACCACCCCGAAAGCAAUUUGGAGAUCGGCCUGGGAGACGCCGUGACUUCUCGCCAACACCAUCAUCCAAACGGAGGCGUACUCGAAGCCCUUCUCCUGCUGGCGGCGACGGAUUUGGCUUCGAAAGCCAAAGACGUGCUCGCAGUCGGGAUUUCUUUGAUAUCGACGACAGGGGUCCGCCAGAUCCUCCAUCUCCUUUCCCGCCCGGGAAUAUCCCUCCGCAUUCAUCUCGACCCUUUUCGCCUGCUGCAAGAUCUCACGCCCUGGAUCGUGGCAAUUACGACCCUGCUAUCCUGAGAGAGUCUUCGCCGUCCCGCGCACGCGAUCAGCGAUCCAUCUCCCCUCGUCUGCCUGCGAGAUCAUCUCCGCAUCGACGCCCCGAGUCUAAACAUUCAUCUAUCGAAACUCGAGAAUCGUCCGUGAUUUCGACACAGCCAUCAAAACGUCCUCCACCAGGCCCAGGCCGGGCUUCUAAUAAGAAGGAUAAUCCAUCCUCAAGAGCUCCUUCCGUUGUCGACGAUACCGACAACCGCUCCAUGGAUGGCCAAUACCCAACACGUGGUAAUCAUGGGAUGAAUCGAGGGCAACAAAGACCAUAUGCUGAAAAUAGACACCAAGGAUAUGGAGGCUCUCCGCCAUAUUCUUCCAACAGCUCCUAUCACGGCUCCCCAACGCAGAACUCUCCAUACCAUCAUCAGAGAGGCGGCUGGGGAGGGCAAGGUCAUCAUGGGCAAAUGCACAACUCCUCUCCUCCUUAUCGGCAAAAUAGCUUUUCCGGUCCAGGCGGCGUAAACAAUCCCAAUCCCUUCUACCAGAACCAACAGGGCCACUAUGGAGGUAAUCAACACGGUUAUCAGCAAUCUUACCGAGGUGGUCGUGGACAUGGCCCUCAUCGAGGACAUUUCCAGCAAGACCAGCGGUUCAGCGGGCCCCGUCACAGAGGCCGGGGUGGGCAUUUCAACAACUUGCAGUGGACAGCACCAGCCCCGAAACAAGGUGGACCGCCAAAUCAGACUUUUCAAGGCGGCUACGGAAGUCAACCGCAAACAUCACCAGCUCCUUCGCAUAUCGCGUCACAGGACGGCCGAGAAGCCCCUCCGGUUGAAGAAGAGAACCCCUUCAGGCCGUCGAAAGAAUUGCAGGUGGAGGAUCAAGGAAACAGCAGGAUCGACAACACAGAUCAAGACACACAGGGUAAUGACCAACGAGGACCGGCUGCUUCCAAAUUUAGCUUCGCCUUCAAGUCCAAAGCUCCUCCUCAGGCUCCAGCUAAACCUGCUGCAGAUUUUUCUAAACCAAAAGGGCCAUUUCAACCCUCGGACAAUCGGCCACCACCACCACAAGGCCCCAAGAACAAACAUUUUGACCGCCGUGACGACAGACAUGGAUUUCGGGGCCAUGACCGGAAAUUUGCACCGCAUGAUCGAAGACAUCCCAACGACCGUCAACAACAGUUGCAUCAACAACUGCCUCCAAGAGAACGCCGACCGGACCGAUCACGCUCUCCCCCUUCGAAGAAGAUGAAGAAGGAGAUCAAGUCUCGGCCUACGUUGCCUCCCGAAUUUGCAGAAUCCGAAUCUAUAUACUUCCGAAAGCCGGGCAAUGAGUCUGUUGUUGGUGCAGGCACAUAUGGAAAAGUAUUCAAGGCCAUUCACAUCUACACAAAGGACAAAGUUGCACUGAAGAAGAUCCGUAUGGAGGGUGAACGAGACGGAUUCCCCAUCACCGCCGUGCGCGAAAUCAGACUAUUACAACAUUUACGACACAAGCACGUGGUCGCAUUACAAGAGGUCAUGGUGGAAAAGAACGAGUGCUUCAUGGUUUUCGAGUACCUCUCGCACGACCUGACUGGGCUUAUCAACCAUCCAACGUUCAAACUCACGCCCGCGCACAAGAAGGAUUUGGCGAAGCAAAUGUUUGAUGGCCUUGAUUAUCUCCAUCGCCGAGGCGUGCUACAUCGGGACAUCAAGGCUGCCAACAUUCUGAUCUCUAACACUGGUCAACUGAAGUACGCCGACUUUGGUCUUGCACGGUUUUACAAUAAGUCCCGAAAACUCGACUACACCAAUCGUGUAAUCACAAUUUGGUAUCGGCCUCCUGAGCUUCUUCUGGGUGAAACUCAAUACGGACCUGAGGUGGACAUAUGGUCUGCGGCUUGUGUAUUCGUGGAAAUGUUCACCAAGAAAGCGAUCUUCCCGGGAGAAGGUGGAGAGCUUAGCCAGCUGGAUAAAGUAUACAAUGUCCUCGGAACACCGACUCGAUCAGAUUGGCCGGGAAUUGUGGAUCUCCCCUGGUUUGAGCUCAUGCAACCGGCGGAUCGACGAAAGCGGAUAUUUGAAGCAAUGUUCAAAGACGUCUUCACCGCCGCUGGUCUUGAUCUGGUGCAGAAGAUGUUCAAAUACGAUCCGAAAAAGCGACCCAACGCGGAGCAAAUACUCAAUCACGAGUAUUUCACAUCUGAGGAGCCGUUACCGGAACAACCAGUGGAGCUUGCAAACGUCGAGGGCGAUUGGCAUGAAUUUGAGAGCAAGAUGCAUAGAAGAGAGAAUGACAAACGCGAGAAGGAGCGGAGGCGAGAGGAGUAUGUGCGAGAAAAGGAGAAGAGAAAAGCUCGCGAAGCCGGUCUCCCUGAUCCGACACCCGUCGCCGACAAAAAGGCCAGGUUGGAUGACGAAGGAGCAUUGAAAGGAAGCAUGCCUCCGCCUCCUCCUGCCAAUGGCGAUAAUCCCACAGCGAACACCACGGACAGAGCAACGGACCCGCCAGCGGAGAGGAUAACGGAGCGUGAGCACGAAGAUGGGGAGUCGGAAGGUGAAGACGGUGCGCCCAUGAGUAUGUCGCCCGCCUGAGGGAUGCAUCCGGCCCGGUCACAAGGGUUGACUCGGCACGAAGGGACAUUGAUCAGAGGGUGACGAAUGUAUGUAUGUAUGUGUAUAUUCUUGGAGAAAUCAGAUACCCUUAAUUGAUGGACACACGCUUGAGGGGGGAAGUUGUGCCAUCAUGACAGCAAAGCGCCAGCCUCGAUGCCAGCGGGUGCCCUGGACGUGGAAUCGACUUCGAAUCUGCCAUGAGGAUUGAAUCGUUCCAAUUCCCCUUCUCCAGAUGCCACUCGGGUUGGUGCAGCCAUCAAACAUCGCUACCCAAAGCCAUUGAGCCUUACGGAAACUAACGCCCACUGGGAAAUGUACUGUUGAUAAUUCGCUUCCUGAUACC